Bacillus rossius redtenbacheri is the source of this 790-nucleotide messenger RNA. It is a transcript of the gene eIF3k, whose product is annotated as eukaryotic translation initiation factor 3 subunit K. The coding region runs from base 41 to 691 and encodes 216 amino acids. Gene Ontology annotation, cellular component: cytoplasm; eukaryotic translation initiation factor 3 complex. Lineage: Eukaryota; Metazoa; Arthropoda; Insecta; Phasmatodea; Bacillidae. Gene Ontology annotation, biological process: regulation of translational initiation. The record is from RefSeq and is a predicted model, not a curated record. Gene Ontology annotation, molecular function: translation initiation factor activity; ribosome binding. The transcript is spliced from 4 exons.
AGUUAUGGAAUGGUGGCUAAACAGUUGGUAAUAAAUAAAAAUGGCGGAAGCUAUGAGGCAGACGGUGGCAACGAUGCUAAAAGGCAUCGAGAGGUACAAUCCAGAGAAUUUACCGACUCUUGAACGAUACGUGGAGAUCCAGUCUCGGGAAAAUGCUUACGACCUCGAAGCGAACCUUGCCGUCCUCAAGCUCUACCAGUUUGAUCCGCAGGCGUACAACCUGGAGAUCACGUGCCAGAUACUCUUGAAAGCACUCACCAAUUUCCCGCACACAGACUUUGUGCUGUGCAAAUGCCUGCUGAAUGAGAAGCAACUGGUGCAGCACCCCAUCGACCACAUCAUCUACCUGGCGGACAUCCUGGAGCGCUGCGACUUCCAGCAGUUCUGGGAGCGCGUGCGCGCCGUGCCGGACCUGUGCGCCCGCGUCGCUGGCUUCCACGACUCCAUCCGCAAGUUUGUCUGCCACGUGGCGGGCAUCACCUUCCAGACCGUGGACCGCCACCUGCUGGCCCAGCUGCUGGGCGGCAUCGACGAUGUGGCACUGCGUCAGUGGGUGAACAAGUACGGCUGGCGAGAGCAAGAAUACAACAUGAUCUUCAUCGCUAACCAAGACGAGAACAUCAAGACAAAGAACAUUACAGAGAAAAUUGACCUUGAAAGCGCAACUGCUGUAAUGGCUGCAUUGCGAUGAUCGUGCAUUUUCUUGGCUGUGCAGAUUGAAGCGUUUUGUCAUUUAUUUUUUAUCUCGUUUCUACCAUUCAUCUUGAUUAUUAAAUAAUUACAGCUUGAA